Molecule: messenger RNA, 671 nt
Organism: Sphaerodactylus townsendi
Lineage: Eukaryota; Metazoa; Chordata; Lepidosauria; Squamata; Sphaerodactylidae
Product: urotensin-2-like
Exons: 4
Coding region: 120-491 (123 amino acids)
Biological process (GO): blood vessel diameter maintenance; regulation of blood pressure
Cellular component (GO): extracellular region
Molecular function (GO): hormone activity
Source: RefSeq, a predicted model, not a curated record
GGUGGGUAUAUUAUAUAUACACACGUGCGCGACUCAAGCGAAACAGCAAGGAGAGGCAGAGCAACUGAAUGAGAAUUUUAUACUAAGGAGGUCAAGUGUGGCCACUUGAGUUAUACGCAAUGGAGAAGCUGGGCUGGAGCUGUUUCUUUCUGGUCAGCCUGUCUGGGCCCCUCUGGGCUUUCCCUGUGGCCAGUUCCCGUGAGAUUGCCUACUGGAUCUCAGCACCCAGGGAAGAUGCAGGGUUAAAUCUGAAAGCAUUGCGUGGCAAGAAUCAGGGCUCCCUUCGACAGACUCUGCCGAGGUUACUCAGCACACAGGUGGACAGUCAACCCAGCAAAUCUGGUCUGGGACCCAACAGCUUCACCUCAAGAGAAAGUGUCAAAGAGGGUCUCUUUGGAAACCUACCCAAGAACGAUUUGCUGAAUCGCUUACUGGUGAAGAACAGAAAACGGGGGAGCCUCUCCGAAUGUUUCUGGAAAUACUGUGUGUAAAUCAGCUGUGAGUGAGUGACUCCACCUUCAGACUCCACUUUCUUUAAUUUAUGAAGAUGUUCUUGAGAAUGACUGUAUACAAAACGUCAAUUAAAAAAAAAUGUGACAUUGGCAAUGCCGCCCCACCCCCCACCCCCUAUUCCUUGGUGUUUCGGAGACGAAUAAAUCCUGUUUUGCAAA